AUGUCAAAAUUAUUAUAUUUAACUUUUUUCUUUCUUUUGUUCAAUAUAAUCCAAGCAAGCACUUUGCCGAGAAUUCGGCCUGGCCUUCUUGCGGAAAAUGUUCACAAAAUCGAUCCAGAAGAAAGAGUUGUCGCUGUGAUCCAAAAUGUGAGCAUUGAUCUUUGCAAACAAGAUUUUGCCGAUUUACAUGCUGACAUGACAACUUCUCAAGAUCAAGCCAUCGUCUACACACUCAACUCUGCAUCUUGCAACAAAACUUUCACCUUUUACUAUCUCCAAACAUUGCAAGGAUACAAAGUUGAGGCGUUUCAAGGAGCACUUGACACUGGAAAAGCGAUAAAUAUCAUUGGAACCGGUAUCACCGACCCUCCGCAAUCUUUUUCCUAUCCAAUGGGAGUGAUCUAUGUGAGGAUCACAAGACAAGCGGGUGGUGGCAGCUAUCAUCAACUUGUUGCCUCAAGAAGCGACUAUAUAGUGGGGUUCAAUUUCCAAAAGGAACUGAACAACCCUACAUUUUCUACCAGCCAGCCAACACAACUGAGGGAAACAAUGGGAUUAGACUCACCUACUCUGGCGAUUAUUGAAUCGACUAGAGUCUAUGGCGGAAGCACAUCGAUUUGUGGUCGAACUGUGUACCGAGAUGCGCAACCGGCUUUCGUUUAUGGCCGCUUUUUGACGGUGGCCCCGGGGAAAGCAGAUAAUUGCACGAUCAUUUAUGGAUACAAUAGACAAUCCAACACCACAAUUUAUGUGAACCCGCAAACGUCAGGCGUUGUCACCUCAUCAGCCUACUCAACCACCACUCAGCCACUUCAAAAUUCAACUCACCAUGUGGACUUCAGUUUUGUGAGGAACAGUGGCACUGACAAAAUCUACUUUCAACUCUUCACCUCGAUCUCUGGCAAUUCUCAGUUAAUCGUCACGGAAAUGUCUAGCGGAAAGCCACAAAUCUUUGCCGCCACAGACAACUUGUGCAGCUUCUCAAGCACUGACACAAGUAUUCAAGUGACAUACCAGUGGAGUUGUGGAUUGCCUCCAUGUGAAGAUGGCUUGAUUCUUAAAUGGUCAACGGAAAAUCCGGACACUGAUGCCGGGAAUUCGAUCUCAUUCUUCUUUCACUUAUCACUUAUCAUCUUUCUUGUAAACAUUUUCAAA
Molecule: messenger RNA, 1155 nt
Organism: Mesorhabditis belari
Lineage: Eukaryota; Metazoa; Nematoda; Chromadorea; Rhabditida; Rhabditidae
Source: the annotation of a GenBank genome assembly